Messenger RNA from Zerene cesonia (dogface butterfly), 3661 nucleotides. RefSeq names its product breast cancer type 1 susceptibility protein homolog. NCBI's taxonomy places the organism in Eukaryota, Metazoa, Arthropoda, Insecta, Lepidoptera, Pieridae. Gene Ontology annotation, molecular function: ubiquitin-protein transferase activity. The transcript has 9 exons. Gene Ontology annotation, cellular component: BRCA1-BARD1 complex; BRCA1-A complex; plasma membrane. The record is from RefSeq and is a predicted model, not a curated record. Gene Ontology annotation, biological process: positive regulation of transcription by RNA polymerase II; negative regulation of fatty acid biosynthetic process; double-strand break repair via homologous recombination. The coding region runs from base 91 to 3603 and encodes 1170 amino acids.
UCGGAAGCCGCGAAAUCGCUUUACAAAAUACAAUUAUAAAUUGAAAUAAUUAAGUAAUUAUAAUUUAACUCCAUAAGUUCAAAUAACACAAUGAACUAUGAAUCUAUAUUACAAACAAUAGACUUAAAUCGAAUAUCUAAAAUUACUUCACUUCAGGUUGAUCAUGUUACUUGUAUUGAGUGUUGCAAAUAUUAUAUAGUACCGACUACAGCUAAAUGUGGGCAUACAUUAUGUCAUACAUGCUGGCAUGGAAGACAAACUUGUCCUGCAUGUGGGUCUAAGAUUGACCGCAAAACUUUAAGACUCAACUUAGUUCUGCAAAAUCUGACGGAACAUGUACAUCACCUAGCUGAUGCAUUCCAAAAUCUUUUUAAUAUUAAAUUGGAUGACUUUUUUCUUAGUCCUGGAGGUGAUUUACUUAGUGUGAAAGAUCCCAACAAAAAUGUCCAAGAUUGGUUAGCCAGCUCCCAGAAUCAUUUCUCAGCUCCAGUAAGUUCACAAAACUCUAUACAAGAAAUGAAUGUGGCCCAAAAAGUAAUUGUCAGUGAUAUUCAAGUUCAUACAGAGACUAAGAAAAACCCCAGGCCAAUCAAUGCAAUAUUUGUGCCAAUGGAACAGAAGGAUUGGGAUAAAAUUGAAGAAUUGCCUGAUUCUGAGGAUGUGUUAAAUAAAGACAAAGAGAACAUUAUAGGUCCCAUGGAUAUAGAAACCUAUAAUUUUAUGCCAAAUGAUGACAAUACAGCAUAUUCUACACAUAAUCCAAGAAGAAGUUCCCGGAAAAAAGAUUCAAAGGAAUCUGAUAGUGUAAAAACCUUGAAAUUGACCAAGCUUAACAAAAAUAAUAAAGAUUGGAAAAAUGUGAGAAAAAUGAAAAAAGAAUUUAGUAAGCUGAAUACUAAAAACAAAAACAAAUUAAAUGUUUCAAUUGAAAUGUGCAAAAAGGUCAAAAGCUGUAAUGAUCUUAUGAAUAAAAUAACACCUCAAUAUAAUAAAAAAAAUAUUUAUAAUAACAAUGAUGAUGAUUCAGGUAAUGAUACAAUUGAAAAUGAUAAAAAAAUUGAGAAAAGCUGUAGCCCCAUGCAGUUAGAUGAUAAAAUAGAUAUCAAUGCAGGACAUAUCAAUAAGAAUUCUUCUACAGAACUUAUCAAAACUGUAGAAAAAAAUGCAAGUGAACAUGAAAACUAUAAAUUUUGUGAUGUUGAUAAAAAUUGUGCAGAGCAUUUAACAUCAUCUCAAACUGAAAAGGAAAAACCCAAAAAGCCUAAUGUAUGUUUUUUCAAAAAGAAUGUUUUGAUUGGUAAAAAUACUAUUCCUAUAAAUGAAACAGAGAAUGCGAAAAUGGAAACAUUUGAUACUGAUGAUAUAGAGAUUACAAUAAAAAUAGGAAGUACAUUAACAAAUAUAUGCAUAAAAAAGAAAGAUAAUGAUGUACAGUUAAAAAUUAAUUCAGACAGAGAAAUACAAACAGCUUUAGAUAAACAAAAUAGCAAGAUCUGUGGCUCUACUUCACCUAUCAAAGACAUAUCUGAUAAAAAUACUACACAACAAGAUAAAUAUGCACAAGCUGAUUCUUUAAAUCCGAAUAGUAAUGAGGGAGACACAUCUAUAUCCCAAAAGUUAUCUACAAAAACUAAAAAAAAUACAGCAUCAGCAGAUACUGCUUCUGCUAACAUGGAAAUCACUGAGAGUAUUGAAAGAGAACUGUCAACAGUUAUGGAAAAUGUACAAGCAGAAAAUAGAUCAUCCAUAGUAUCAAAAGCUAAUACUUUAGUUAAAGACCUUAAGAAUAAGGAUAUUGUACCUAAUGAUGAUGAAUUGAAUGAUUUAGAUAUGUUUGAUAGUGAAUCUGUCAAGGAAGGUAAUGUGCAAUCCCUUAAGGCAUUGGGUCAUGUGCCAUCUACAAUUCUUACAAGUAAUUUGAAUAAAUUAAGAACACAAAAAAUUGUUAAGAGAGAUAGGGAUGCGAGUGAUAUUGAACAACCUUGCAGCAAAAAAACUAAAACAAAAGAUACACAAUCAACUGAAAGAAAACUUGCUACUCAAAAAUCACACAAUGACAGUGAACUUGGGAAUUACGAUGAAAUUAUGAGUCAAGUAUUUGCCAAUAUUGAUGCAGAUAUGAAAAAUUUACACAAAAGCAAAGAUAGUGUCAAUGUAUCAAAUACACUCCAAAAUAUUUUGCAGGCCACAAUUAAUAGGCGUAUAUUGCAGUCUCAGAACAAAAAUACUGAUAAAAUGCAAGGUAAUAUAGUUACGGAAAAAUAUAGUGAAAGUAUAUUUACUCUUAUGGAAAAGGAUAAUGAAGAUUUAGAUUUAAAACAACCUACUCAAUCUAAAAAUGAUACAAUUAUUAAUAAGAGAACAAAUGAUGCAAAAAAAUUGUUAGAGGAGGAUAUGGAAAUUAUAGAAUUAAGCACACCACAACAUAAUGAUGAUGAUUCUGGUGAAAGUGUUGUUGAUGAAACACCACAGAAAAAUAAUUCAUUUGCGAAAAACAAACACACUGAUCUUAUUCUAAACAAAGACAAAGUAUUAAAAUUGAAUCAAUGUGGUAAAUCUGGUACCUUGAAGAAUGACAAAAAGUUUGAUGAAUCUCAGGGAGUUAUUGACAUAACAAGUUUUUCAGGCACAGUGGGAGAUUCAACAAAGAACAGUAGAAAUAUUACUGUGGUUGAACAGCCCAAAGUGGGGAUAAACUUCACACCCAUAUCUAUUAAUAAAUUUGUUGAUCAUAUAAAGCACAAUUCCACGCCAGUGUCUCGAAAAUCACUUAACUUCAAUGAUAGUAUUGAUAUUGAUUUAGAGAAAACUGUAUGCCCAAGUAACUUUGUCGCAGCAAAAAAUACGCAAGAAAAAGAAAUUAUGUGUGAAGCUUUUGAACAAAAUGUUAUGCCAUCGCCAAAUAAUAGGAAAAAUCUAAAAUAUUAUGUAGCUGGAUCUUGCUUGAGUUUAUCAGAAAAAGCAAAUGUGAAACAAUUGUGUGCUCAAAGGAAUUGGGUGUUUGUGGAAAAAUAUACAAAGGAAUUAACACAUCUUAUUGUUAGUGUGGAUGAAGAAAAAAAGGCGCAACGAUCUGCCAAAUUCAUGUGUGCAUUAGCUGCAUCUAAAUGGAUUGUAGCUUACGAAUGGGUAGAGAAAUGUCUGAAAACAAACCAGGUUGUUGAUGAGGAACCCUACGAAGCGUUAGAUGUUACAGGAGAGCCGGGCCCGAAGCGUUCACGACUUGCGAAGCAAAAACUUUUUAACGGCAUCAAGUUCUUUUGUAUGCCGCCCUUUGGGGUUCUUGAUGUAGACACACUCAAGGAGAUUUUGGAGGCGGCAGGCGGUACAGUCGUGAACCAAGCGAAGGCGGUGGAAGUGACGCAAUCACCCGCACUGCUAUUGGCCGAGCCGGAGUCCACGCAGGAAGAUCGAUUUAUUUAUCUCGCAAUGGAACUGUGUAUCGUGCCAGUGAAUUACGAAUGGGUGCUAAAUUGCCUCGGAAGCUACACUCUAUGCUCCAUCCACGAAUUGUUAUUGUGUCCCUCGUCCCUUCUGCCGCCCGCUACAUCUAAAUGGCCUGCAGCAUUGAUGACCCGAGAAAAUGAUUCGCUGAUUGAAUAAUAAGGGAUUAUAGUUGUAUACAAAUAUAAUAUAAUAAUAAAUAUAUAUUUUAUUAAUU